Messenger RNA from Acipenser ruthenus (sterlet), 4057 nucleotides. RefSeq names its product angiopoietin-1-like. The record is from RefSeq and is a predicted model, not a curated record. The coding region runs from base 379 to 1863 and encodes 494 amino acids. The transcript has 9 exons. NCBI's taxonomy places the organism in Eukaryota, Metazoa, Chordata, Actinopteri, Acipenseriformes, Acipenseridae.
UUCUGUUUUUUUUUUUGUAAAGACAGAAGCACGCAUUUUGAUCCACAGCUCCUUCCACAGGCUGCCCGUGGGUCACUCCUGCCUGAGAGAGAGACAGAGACAGAGCUCUGGGAGAGUUUAAGCAAGUCAGAGGAAGCAGAGAAAAUAAGUUUAACAGGGCAUCUGCACAGCAAUGAAAAAAAAACUUUAACAGCAAAAUCGAGUGUGCAUGCAUGCAGGAUUUAAAGAACUCGUAAAGGACUGUAAUACAGUGUUGCAGGCAGUGUCAGAUUUAAAUAACUCGUAAAGGACUGUAAUACAGUGUUGCAGGCAGUGUCAGAUUUAAAUAACUUGUAAAGGACUGUAAUACAGUGUUGCAGGCAGUGUCAGAUUUAAAGGAUGCAAUUGUCUUGCAUUGGUGUGAGCCUGCUGAUUGCAUGUGUCUCAGCAGCCUCCUCGGGGGGCAGUGCCCAGCGUGGAGGGGCGGAUGGCAGUCGCAGGAGGCUGCACCGGGUGCAGCACGGGCAGUGCAGCUACACCUUUGUGCUGCCCGAGCUGGAGAACUGCAGGGGGGCGCAGGACCAGUAUGGCAGCAGAAACGCCCUGCAGAGGGAUGCACCCUCCGCGGAGAACCCACUGCACAAGCUGCAGCACCUGGAGCACGCCAUGGAGAACAACACUCAGUGGCUGCAGAAGUUGGAGAACUACAUCCAAGAGAAUAUCAAAACGGAGAUGGUGCAGAUCCAGGCGACUGCGGUGCAGAAUCAGACAGCCACCAUGCUGGAGAUUGGCACAAACCUGCUGACAAGAACCGCAGAGCAGACACGCAAACUCACAGACGUGGAGGCACAGGUUAUGAACCAGACCUCCAGGAUUGAAAUCCAGCUGCUGGAGAACUCGCUGUCUACAAACAAACUGGAGAAACAACUUUUGAUGCAGAUCAAUGAUCUUUCUAGACUCCACGACAAAAACAGCGUUUUGGAAAACAAAGUCUUGGAGAUGGAGUCAAAACACCGGUCAGAACUGGAUGUUAUAAAAACAGAGAAGGAGAAGCUGGGGCAGCUCGUGGCUCGCCAGAUGAACACCAUCGAGGGCUUGGAGAAACAACUUCACUUCGCCAGCAACAACAACAGUGUCCUUCAGAAACAACAACUGCAGCUCAUGGACUCGGUGCACGCCCUCGUCAGCCUGGUCUCGCAGGGGAGAGUAUUUCCGAAGAAGGACGAGAGGACUUUCCGAGACUGUGCAGAGGCCUAUAAAGCUGGCCUCAACGUCAGUGGGGUCUAUACGGUACGGAUCAGCAAUGCCACUGAGCCAACCAAGGUUUUCUGUGACAUGGACACCAGUGGCGGGGGGUGGACUGUGUUUCAACGCAGAGUCAACGGCAGUGUGGAUUUUCAGCGCACCUGGAGAGAAUAUAAAGGGGGUUUUGGCGAUCCCUCCGGUGAAUACUGGCUGGGAAAUGAGGCUGUCUAUCUGCUCACCAGCCAAGCCUCGUAUUCAUUGAGGAUCGAGCUGAAGGACUGGGAGGGAAACCAUCCCUACUCGCAGUACGAGAGGUUUCAGCUUGGGAGUGAGAAGCAGCACUACAGGCUGUUUCUGAAGGGGUACAGUGGCACUCCCGGCCAGCAGAGCAGCCUCGUCAUCCAGGGCACCAGCUUCAGCACCAGGGACUCCGACAACGACAACUGCCUCUGCAAGUGUGCGCUCAUGUUAACAGGGGGUUGGUGGUUCGAUGCCUGCGGGCUCUCAAACCUGAAUGGCAUGUACUACCCUGCCGGGCACAACAUCAGGAAACUAAACGGCAUCAAGUGGCACCACUUCAGAGGCCCGAGCUACUCCCUGCGAGCAACCACCAUGAUGAUCCGGCCCUCGGAUUUCUGAUUGCAGUCGUGAAGCUGGGACACAUUGCAGCUGCUGUGCUGAGCUCCAUGUGCAGAGACUGGCAUUGAUUUCUGAUUGCAGUCGUGAAGCUGGCACACAUUGCAGCUGCUGUGCUGAGCUCCAUGUGCAGAGACUGGCAUUGAUUUCUGAUUGCAGUUGUGAACCUGGCACACAUUGCAGCUGCUGUGCUCAACUCCAUGUGCAGAGACUGGCAUUGAUCAGUGUGCAGCACCUCCAGCAGCAGGAGCUGCAAGAACGACUGCCUUGUCCAGGAACAGGAACCAGUCAGCCUGUUCCCUUCAAAAAAUACAUGAAUAUCUCCCGCCACGGCCCAUUAAGCCAGACCAAGCAGAGAUCUGAUUCAUCGCUGAAGUCAUCAGUGAACAAUAUGCCUUCAGGACCUGGGGCUCGGGCGAAGGGUUUUUUGAUUAAAGCGUCAUUUGUUUUUUUGUGUGUGUGUGAUGGAACAGAAAGCAGACCUGUUAUACAUUGCUCAAGGUUUGUCAGGGUAGCACCUCGUAAACCUUAAUCAAGCAGUAAAACGUGUUUCAGCUGUCGACAGACUUGUGUUCUUCUGAUCGCUGUGUGAAUAAUCCCAGACAUGGCCACAGACUGUUUGCUUUUACUUGUGCUACUGACGAUAUAUAUAUAUAUAUAUAUAUAUAUAUAUAUAUAUAUAUAUAUAUAUAUAUAUAUAUAUAUUGUAAUAGAUAUGCAUACAAGUUUUUAUCAUUGAUAUAUUUUAGUUUAUUUGCGACAGGGUUGACAAUGCAAGUAGAUAUUCAGUGAGCACGCUGUUUUUUCCCUUCUUUUAUUAAUGUUCAGGAUGUAAGCAUGCUUUUUGGAUUGCUGAUCACUUAAAGGCAUUAGCAGUGGCGGAGGUGCACAAGUCGCUCAAGUAUGCAGGGUUAUUCACUCCACAUUAUUGCUGUACAGCACACAAAUCCACACACUCAGUUAAGAAUUCAGUAUUUCUUUUUACUGAUCUGUAUUAUUAUUAUUAUUAUUAUUAUUAUUAUUAUUAUUAUUAUUAUUAUUAAGAUUUACUUGUUUAAGAUUUACUUCCAAGAUUACAUUGCAUGAUAAAUGCUCAUCUAAUAUGUAGUUAAACUGCAUCGUUGUGUUCAUAGUUUCUUUUUAUAAAUGUCUCAUUAGGUACAGUGUUUAUUGUAAUGUACACAAUCUUUGACAUUAGUAACAGUAAUGUUUUUUUUUUUUCUCACUUAAAAAUAUAAUAAUUCCAAAUGUUGCCUGUGCAUGAAUGUCAGCAUCACUGCUGUACAGUGCUGUAGUGACACAUGCCAUUUUCAAAUGAUUAUUGAACUGGUGCUGCUGUGAUAGUCUGAAGUGCUGGACUUGAAUUCCCGAUGGACGUCUUUGUGCUAGUUUUGUGAUUUGGGUUUGGGGUGUUUCAUUGAGGCAGGUUUGUACAGAUUGCACUUUAGAACUGGAGCGAAGAGCCAGACUUCUUUGUGUUGUGAAAUCUAAUGAAGAUUGAAUGGAACUAAAUGGAAACGACAUUUUGAAAUGAAUGUUACAUGCAAUAGAAAGUUCACGUGCAGUAUAAUUACAGCUUUCCAUUCACUAUGUUUCAGUUGUUGAUUUUUUUUGUGGGUGAUACCAGUUAAAGUCACUGUUUAAAAUAUAUAUCUUUUUUUCUUUCAUUUCUUUGAUACAAUGUUGGUUCUGGUUAACCUUCACUCAUGGGCUGCUCUGGGGUCCCGCUGUGAGGGUUCUUGUUUUAAACACUAAUGUGUUGGUUCAUCAACGCUGAAGCUUGGAUCUGUGUGUUCUAAGAACUACCUGGAAUACCGCCAGCCAAAUCGCAUUCUUCAAGUUAAACAGCAUGACUUCUGAGCAAAGCAACGACUCUCUCCACAUGCGUGUCUUUAAUAAUAUAAACCCAAAUGUAAUGUUUUACUGUAAAACUAUAAGGAACCUUUUUUCAACGUUAUAAUGUUGCUCCUUAUUAAUUACAAUGUAUUUUUUUAAAAGAAAAAAGUAUUAUAAAUAAAUAAACAUGGUGUGGGUUUUUAUGGCGGUUUUUAUUUUUUUAUUUUUGGUUCUUGUACGGCUGCUACACAUUUGAGGGAAAGAAAGAAAGAAAGAAAGAAAGAAAGAAAGAAAGAAAGAAAGAAAGUAUACCGUCCCCUGGGUCCACGUCCGGAGAGGUUUCUAAUAAAUUCUGAGAAGC